This is a messenger RNA of Argentina anserina (silverweed cinquefoil), 957 nucleotides long. RefSeq names its product homeobox-leucine zipper protein HDG8-like. The record is from RefSeq and is a predicted model, not a curated record. Lineage: Eukaryota; Viridiplantae; Streptophyta; Magnoliopsida; Rosales; Rosaceae. Gene Ontology annotation, molecular function: lipid binding.
AUGCCUGACGCCUUUACGGAUAUUGCAAAAGUGACGAGAUCAAGUAUACCUGCUGCAAACUGUCCUGCGAGGUUAGAAAUCCCGAACUUCGGGCAAGAUGCCGCCGUGCCGGGGCAAGGCUCGGCCGAGCCUACCCUAGGUGGAGGCACGGCGACGAUAACUUGGGUUGAACAUGUGGAAAUUGAUGAUAAGACACAAACUCAUCGACUCUAUAGAGAUCUUGUUUGUGGUAACAAUGCAUAUGGAGCACAAAGAUGGAUUGCUACUCUCGAAAGAAUGUGUCAAAGAUUUGAUACCUCAAUUAAUGAAAAUUCAUCUCACAACUAUGAUACUAACAGGAAAAUUCAAAUAUCUCAUGUUAUAAAAGGAUUAAAAGCAUAUAUCAUCCUCUCCCACAUGAUGGUCAAGAGCUUUUGUGGAAUGUUGAGCAUGUCUAGAAAACUUGAUUUCCCACAACUAACAUAAGUGAAUAAUAUCGGGGUCCGAAUUAACAUUCGUGAAACCAACGAACAUGGCGAGCCCAGUUGGGAUGUCCUUUCUGAUAAAAAUCAAAUGAGGGAGAUUGCAUGCAUUCCAACGGGAACAGAUCCAAGGAAUUGCAUAUCUAUUAUUCGGCCUUUUGCACCAACUGAGAGUAAUAUGCUUCUUUUACAAGAAAGUUAUAUAGACCUUGAAGGGUCUAUGAUUAUCUAUGCUCAUGUUGAGGUAGCUAUUAUCAAUAUCGCAUUGAGCAAUGAGGCCUACUCUUCCAAUAUUCCUGUACUUCCAUCAGGGUUUAUUAUCUCGCAUGAUGGUCGUCAUGAUAAUUUACUUCUUACGGUGGCAUUUCAAAUAUUAGUUCCCUUCCCUUCACCAUCACAAGUGCUGAACGUCGAGUAUGUCGCAGAUGUCAAUACCCUUUUUAGUCUGACUAUUCAAAAAAUAAAAGAUGCUCUCAACUUCACUGACUUAGAUUAA